AGGCCCAAAAUGUGAUAUGAAGAAGUGAUUGGGCCCAAAUCGUCAAAAUCAUAACAGUAGGAUUUUGUAGGAAGGAUUUCUAUCAAAGGAGCCUAACACGAUUCUCUGAAAAUUCAUUCCCAGAAGGAAAGAAUUAAGAGGGAAGGAGCUGAUGGCAGCAAUAACAAGCGCGGUGAUAGCAAUAGCGGGAGUGAUAUUGGGAUGGAUAGCAAUCGAGAUCGCCUGCAAGCCUUGCCUGGAGAAAGGGCGUGAAGCCAUUGACCGAUCUCUUAACCCUGAUUACGACCCCGACGAUGAUCUCCAAGCCCCUCUCAACCCUAACCCAGAUCCCCAAUCUCACCCUGGUAUUUCUUCUUCCACUUCAUCCAAACCCCUUGAAUGAUCCCCUACAAAUUUAAGGGUUGGGGGGGGGGCGAAUUCGUACUUGAUGGCUGUUAUAGGCAAAUUUGUGUCAAUUUAUUUUCUACCUUAUUUGUCCAGGUGAUUUGCUAUUGUUUUGUUUGAACUUUGAAUGAAUGGCGUGGUUGAAUUGUUAUGGUACUACUGUUAUCACAUUCAAUUGUACCGUUCUUGGCCUGGUUUUAGUUUGUUUCAAGUGACAUAACUUGGUUUGUGCAUCCAUGCCUUUCAAACAUAACAUACUCUACAGAUUAUUCAAUUGAGUGCAGGAAUUUUUUUAAAA
Molecule: messenger RNA, 682 nt
Organism: Gossypium arboreum
Lineage: Eukaryota; Viridiplantae; Streptophyta; Magnoliopsida; Malvales; Malvaceae
Product: outer envelope membrane protein 7
Exons: 1
Coding region: 152-382 (76 amino acids)
Source: RefSeq, a predicted model, not a curated record